AUGGAGCUUCUACGAUUAGGGUUGGAACGCAGACAUAGAGGUGUAAGAAGGAGCGGUGCCUCCACCGCAAGGAAGGAGAGCAUUGAAUCGAUUACUAAAUCCACUCGCACCCGUUUCUUCAUCAUUCUAACAAUCAAGAUCCUAGCUAUUGUUAGCGCAUAUAUGUGUAACUGCUAUGACUUUGAAAAUCCGAAGAUUGUAGUUGCACGCCAUCUUGGCGAUGUCCAUUCAUCUGCCUUUUGCCAUGAUGUAAACAGGGAUAUUAAUUCAUUUAUUCCUGAUCAUACUGUUACUGAUGCCGAGUGCGCAAGGGCAUACUCAAGGGUUGUUGGAACGGAUGCGAACGGCCGUUCGAUAUUUGUUCCUGACACCCGUUUGAGAGCCAAUUGCGAACAUUGGACAGGCGGUUGUCUUUAA
Bipolaris victoriae FI3 is the source of this 417-nucleotide messenger RNA. RefSeq lists its product as hypothetical. NCBI's taxonomy places the organism in Eukaryota, Fungi, Ascomycota, Dothideomycetes, Pleosporales, Pleosporaceae. The transcript is spliced from 4 exons. The coding region runs from base 1 to 417 and encodes 138 amino acids. The record is from RefSeq and is a predicted model, not a curated record.